Messenger RNA from Gastrolobium bilobum, 739 nucleotides. Its product is annotated as histone H3.3. The record is from RefSeq and is a predicted model, not a curated record. The coding region runs from base 178 to 588 and encodes 136 amino acids. Gene Ontology annotation, cellular component: nucleosome. Gene Ontology annotation, molecular function: DNA binding; structural constituent of chromatin; protein heterodimerization activity. Lineage: Eukaryota; Viridiplantae; Streptophyta; Magnoliopsida; Fabales; Fabaceae. The transcript is spliced from 4 exons.
ACGGUUGAAGCCUUCAAGCCCACGUUCCGCAAUUAAACCGACCUAACCUCAUCAAUUACGCUAUAAAACCGCUUCAUUCUCUUUCUUCCCUCAUCUUGAAACUUCGAUCAUCCGUUUUAAUCUUAGAUUCUUUCUUUCGCACCUCCUUCUCUCAUUCAUUGUUUAUCUGAAGAUUCGAUGGCUCGUACGAAGCAAACUGCUCGCAAGUCCACCGGCGGCAAGGCUCCAAGGAAGCAGCUCGCCACGAAGGCUGCAAGAAAAUCUGCUCCAACAACCGGUGGAGUUAAGAAGCCUCAUCGAUACCGCCCUGGAACUGUUGCCCUACGUGAGAUCCGAAAGUACCAGAAGAGUACCGAGCUUUUGAUCCGCAAGUUGCCAUUCCAACGUCUCGUUCGUGAAAUAGCUCAAGAUUUCAAGACUGAUUUGAGGUUCCAGAGCCAUGCGGUUCUUGCUCUUCAGGAGGCUGCGGAGGCGUAUUUGGUGGGAUUGUUUGAGGAUACCAAUUUAUGCGCUAUCCAUGCGAAGAGGGUGACCAUUAUGCCCAAAGACAUUCAGCUCGCCAGGCGUAUUCGUGGCGAACGUGCUUAGUUUCAUUCUCUAUUACUUCUUUAGAUAUCAAAUUUUAUUUUCCCAUUGUAUAGGUGCCCUAACAGUGAAUGAUAUCUUCCUUUUUUUGGUUGUUUCUUUCGAAUUAUGGAGAAAUAUAAUUAGAUCUUGUUCCGAUUUGCUAAAUUUAUUU